This is a messenger RNA of Myotis myotis, 3184 nucleotides long. It is a transcript of the gene TFCP2L1, whose product is annotated as transcription factor CP2 like 1. The transcript has 15 exons. The coding region runs from base 68 to 1513 and encodes 481 amino acids. Gene Ontology annotation, molecular function: DNA-binding transcription activator activity, RNA polymerase II-specific; RNA polymerase II cis-regulatory region sequence-specific DNA binding. The record is from RefSeq and is a predicted model, not a curated record. Gene Ontology annotation, biological process: regulation of transcription by RNA polymerase II. Lineage: Eukaryota; Metazoa; Chordata; Mammalia; Chiroptera; Vespertilionidae. Gene Ontology annotation, cellular component: nucleus.
GCCGGCGCUGCGCCCGGAGCGCGUUCAGGUGACCGAGCGGGAGGCGCGGCGGCGUCGGGCUCCAGCCAUGCUGUUCUGGCACACGCAGCCCGAGCACUACAACCAGCACGGCUCCGGCGGCUACCUGCGUGAUGUGCUUGCGCUGCCCAUCUUCAAGCAGGAGGAGCCCCAGCUGUCCCCUGAGAACGAGGCCCGCCUGCCACCCCUGCAGUACGUGCUGUGUGCUGCCACGUCCCCAGCCGUGAAGCUGCAUGAAGAGACACUGACCUACCUCAACCAAGGUCAGUCUUAUGAAAUUCGGCUGCUGGAGAAUCGGAAGCUGGGAGACUUCCAGGAUCUGAACACAAAGUACGUCAAGAGCAUCAUCCGUGUGGUUUUCCAUGACCGUCGGCUGCAGUACACAGAGCACCAGCAGCUGGAGGGCUGGCGGUGGAGCCGGCCUGGGGACCGGAUCCUGGACCUCGAUAUUCCACUGUCUGUUGGUAUCUUGGACCCCAGGGCCAGCCCGACCCAGCUGAACACUGUCGAGUUUUUGUGGGACCCUUCGAAGAGAGCCUCGGCGUUCAUUCAGGUGCACUGCAUCAGCACAGAGUUCACCCCGAGGAAGCACGGGGGCGAGAAGGGGGUGCCUUUCCGAGUGCAGAUCGACACGUUUAAGCAGAACGAGAAUGGGGAGUACACCGAGCACUUGCACUCCGCCAGCUGCCAGAUCAAGGUGUUCAAGCCGAAGGGAGCAGACCGCAAACAAAAGACCGACCGAGAGAAGAUGGAGAAGAGAACCGCCCAGGAGAAGGAGAAGUACCAGCCGUCCUAUGAAACCACCAUUCUCACCGAGUGCUCCCCGUGGCCCGACGUGGCCUACCAGGUGAACAGCGCCCCGUCCCCCAGCUACAACGGCUCUCCAAACAGCUUCGGCCUCGGCGAAGGCAGCACCUCACCGACCCACUCCCACCCGCUGGAGACCCUGCCCGUGGGCAGCGAUCACCUGCUCCCGUCCGCCUCCAUCCAGGACGCCCAGCAGUGGCUGCACCGCCACAGGUUCUCGCAGUUCUGCCGGCUCUUCGCCAGCUUCUCAGGUGCUGACUUACUGAAGAUGUCUCGAGAUGAUCUGGUGCAGAUCUGUGGCCCCGCAGAUGGGAUCCGGCUCUUCAACGCCAUCAAAGGCAGGAACGUGAGGCCGAAGAUGACCAUUUAUGUCUGUCAGGAGGUGGAGCAGAGCCGGGCACCCCUGCAGCAGAAGCGGGACGGCGGUGGGGACAGCGGUCUGUGUGUGUACCAUGCCAUCUUCUUGGAAGAGCUGACCACCUUGGAGUUGAUUGAGAAGAUCGCCAACCUGUACAGCAUCUCCCCACAGCACAUCCACCGAGUCUACCGGCAGGGGCCCACAGGCAUCCACGUGGUGGUCAGCAACGAGAUGGUGCAGAAUUUCCAGGAUGAGUCCUGUUUUGUCCUCAGCACCUUAAAAGCGGAAAGCAGCGAUGGCUACCACAUCAUCCUGAAAUGUGGCCUCUGAGCAGCAUGGAGCGGCAGCUGCCUCCACCUCCCAGCCCCGUGGACCCCCUUGGAUAUAGGAAUUCACCAUCGGAAGCUGCAGCCUUUCUGGCUAGAAGGGACCUUGCUGAUCUAAGAAAGCUGCACACCGGCAGCCAACAGACACCCACGCAGACCUCUGCAUGCAGAUCCCACCGGCAGAAACCCACGCAGACCUCUGCAUGCAGAUCCCACCGGCAGAAACCCACACAGACCUCUGUAUGCAGAUCCCACCAGCAGCCAGCAGAAACCCACACAGACCUCUGCAUGCAGAUCCCACCAGCAGAAACCCACACAGACCUCUGCAUGCAGAUCCCACCGGCAGAAACCCACACAGACCUCUGCAUGCAGAUCCCACCGGCAGAAACCCACGCAGACCUCUGCAUGCAGAUCCCACCGGCAGAAACCCACACAGACCUCUGCAUGCAGAUCCCACCGGCAGAAACCCACACAGACCUCUGCAUGCAGAUCCCACCGGCAGAAACCCACACAGACCUCUGCAUGCAGAUCCCACCGGCAGAAACCCACGCAGACCUCUGCAUGCAGAUCCCACCAGCAGAAACCCACACAGACCUCUGCAUGCAGAUCCCACCGGCAGAAACCCACGCAGACCUCUGCAUGCAGAUCCCACCGGCAGAAACCCACACAGACCUCUGCAUGCAGAUCCCACCGGCAGAAACCCACACAGACCUCUGCAUGCAGAUCCCACCGGCAGAAACCCACGCAGACCUCUGCAUGCAGAUCCCACCGGCAGAAACCCACGCAGACCUCUGCAUGCAGAUCCCACCAGCAGCCAGCAGACACCCACGCAGACCUCUGCAUGCAGAUCCCACCAGCAGCCAGCAGACACCCACGCAGACCUCUGCAUGCAGAUCCCACCAGCAGACACCCACGCAGACCUCUGCAUGCAGAUCCCACCAGCAGCCAGCAGACACCCACGCAGACCUCUGCAUGCAGAUCCCACCAGCAGCCAGCAGAAACCCACGCAGACCUCUGCAUGCAGAUCCCACCAGCAGAAACCCACGCAGACCUCUGCAUGCAGAUCCCACCAGCAGAAACCCACACAGACCUCUGUAUGCAGAUCCCACCAGCAGCCAGCAGAAACCCACGCAGACCUCUGCAUGCAGAUCCCACCAGCAGAAACCCACGCAGACCUCUGCAUGCAGAUCCCACCAGCAGAAACCCACGCAGACCUCUGCAUGCAGAUCCCACCAGCAGAAACCCACGCAGACCUCUGCAUGCAGAUCCCACCGGCAGAAACCCACGCAGACCUCUGCAUGCAGAUCCCACCGGCAGAAACCCACGCAGACCUCUGUAUGUAGAUCCCACCGGCAGAAACCCACACAGACCUCUGUAUGCAGAUCCCACCAGCAGCCAGCAGAAACCCACGCAGACCUCUGCAUGCAGAUCCCACCAGCAGAAACCCACGCAGACCUCUGCAUGCAGAUCCCACCAGCAGAAACCCACGCAGACCUCUGCAUGCAGAUCCCACCGGCAGAAACCCACUCAGACCUCUGUAUGUAGAUCCCACCGGCAGAAACCCACACAGACUUCUGCAUGCAGAUCCCACCGGCAGAAACCCACACAGACCUCUGCAUGCAGAUCCCACCGGCAGAAACCCACGCAGACCUCUGCAUGCAGAUCCCACCAGCAG